Molecule: messenger RNA, 877 nt
Organism: Pseudomassariella vexata
Lineage: Eukaryota; Fungi; Ascomycota; Sordariomycetes; Amphisphaeriales; Pseudomassariaceae
Exons: 1
Coding region: 383-841 (152 amino acids)
Source: RefSeq, a predicted model, not a curated record
AUACCUGAUACUCUAUUCAGAUUGGUACAAAAACGGUUUCGCUGGCACCACGAUGGAUAUGCCCUCCGCCUUCCAUCACGAGCAAUGGAAUCAAUUUCUCAGCACGAAUCCCCAGUUCAUCCACGAACGCCAGACCACAGAGUCUUUCUCCCGCACUGUUGGCAAGCUGCUGUAUGCUUGCGUCAUGGGUGACACAACCCCGGGUCCGAGCCCUAAGUCCCGUCUGGACAUCGCUGUCUUCCAUGUGGAUAACAACCGUGGUUCUAUUAGUACCAAUGUAGAUUUCUGCUAAUACCGAGAGUAGCCAGCGCUGACUAAUUUAUCUACGUAGGAUCCAUGUACGCUCCUGGCCAACAGCCUGGACGAGUAUGGUGGAGCCUACAUGGGCAACGACUUUGUCUCUAAGGCUGGCGCCGCAACUGGUGCUACCGUCGGAACCAAGAUCUCGACCUCGGUGAUGGUUGCUUUGUACCAGGGAACCAGUCUUAUUACCGAGACUGUCGAAAAGUGUAUCGUCCCCCGGGGUUCGGAACCUAGCAUGUUUGCAAGCCCUGGUGAUUCCGGUGCUUUGCUUUUCGAUGCUAAGCGCAACGCUGAAGGCAUAGUUUGGGGCGGCGGCAGUAUUAAACCUGCUUCUGACCACACGACUACCCCUAACAGCAGCAUUUCUGACGUGUCUCUCCAAGUCCUGACGCCCGUCCCGGGCCUUGAUGCCAGUAAGUUCGUGUACUACACAGAGCUUCAGCACGUCAAGGAGUAUAUCCAGCAGAAGCUGGAUACUGAGUACGGCACUGGAAACUACGAGGUGCUUUGGGGUCCAGGAGGCCAGCGGUGGAUCUAGUAGCCGUUGGGGGCGAGUUGUUUGCCUGGAUAUAUC